Aspergillus nidulans FGSC A4 is the source of this 2082-nucleotide messenger RNA. Its product is annotated as urea transporter ureA. The transcript has 3 exons. Gene Ontology annotation, cellular component: membrane. Gene Ontology annotation, molecular function: transmembrane transporter activity; urea transmembrane transporter activity; spermidine transmembrane transporter activity. The record is from RefSeq and is a predicted model, not a curated record. Gene Ontology annotation, biological process: spermidine transmembrane transport; urea transmembrane transport; transmembrane transport. NCBI's taxonomy places the organism in Eukaryota, Fungi, Ascomycota, Eurotiomycetes, Eurotiales, Aspergillaceae. The coding region runs from base 1 to 2082 and encodes 693 amino acids.
AUGGUUGCGGUUAUAGCUGCCCCCGAUGAAGCCGGGGUAGAGACCGUUACGUUCACUGCUCCCCUCACCCAAGGGUUUGGGUACGGGAUCAUCAUCGGGCUCGGGUUCGCCUUUGCCCUGGUCAUGAUCUUCAUCACCUGGUCCCUAAAGAGGUAUCAACAUGAGAUUAUCACGUCUGAGAUGUUCUCCACAGCUGGACGGAGUGUCAAGUCUGGCCUGGUGGCCUCUGCUGUCGUGAGCAGUUGGACCUGGGCAGCUACUCUGCUGCAAUCUUCGGCCGUGGCCUACCAGUACGGCACCUCGGGGCCGUUCUUCUAUGCAUCGGGCGCCACCGUUCAGAUCAUCUUGUUUGCAACGCUCGCCAUUGAACUCAAGAGACGCGCGCCUAACGCACACACAUUCCUGGAAGCCAUCCGUGCCCGUUACGGUACCGUCGUACAUCUCGUCUUCAUCGUUUUCUGCCUGAUGACCAACAUCCUCGUUACGGCCAUGCUGCUCACUGGCGGCGCAGCGGUGCUCAACUCUAUGACUGGCGUCCCAGUUGUUGCAGCCUGCUUCCUCCUCCCAAUCGGUGUGGUUCUGUACACCCUUUUCGGAGGCAUUAAAGCAACAUUCAUCACCGACUAUAUGCACACUGUUGUCAUUGUCGUGAUCAUCUUCAUCUUCGCUUUCUCUGCCUACGCCAGCAACGACCGUCUUGGCUCCCCCGGCAAAGUCUAUGACCUCCUCGUCCAAGCUGCUCUGCGCAAUCCGGUUUCAGGGAACGCUGAAGGUAGCUACCUCACCAUGCGCUCCAAAGAUGGCGGUAUCUUCUGGGUCAUCAACCUCGUCGGUAACUUCGGCACUGUCUUCCUGGACAACGGCUACUACAACAAGGCCAUCGCCGCGCACCCAGUCCACGCUUUCCCUGGAUAUGUCAUCGGCGGUCUCUGCUGGUUCGCUAUUCCCUGGCUCUGCGCGACAACGAUGGGUCUCUCUGCACUUGCGCUAGAGGGAACGCGCCGCAUUGCCUCCGUUGACGUAACAGCCGGCCUCGUCCUUCCCUUUGCAUCUGUCGAACUCCUCGGAUAUAGUGGCGCAGUAUGCACAACCCUUAUGAUCUUUAUGGCCGUGACCUCUGCCUUCUCGGCCCAGCUCAUCGCCGUGUCCUCGAUCCUCACCUACGAUAUCUACCAAGCCUACAUCAACCCUGCCGCAAAGGGCAAACGCCUCGUCUGGGUCUCGCACCUCUCCUGCGUAGUCUUCGCAAUCGCGAUGGCUGCCUUUGCGACAGGUCUUCACUACGCUGGUAUCGGUAUGGGCUAUCUCUACCUUCUCAUGGGCGUCAUCAUCUCCUCAGCCGUGUUCCCGGGCGCCAUGACCCUCGUCUGGAAGGGGCAGAACUGGAUCGCGGCAGCCGCCUCUCCAGUUUUGGGCCUCGCAAUGUCCCUGGUUGCGUGGCUUGUUACAACAAAGACAGAGUAUGGCGUCUUCACCGUCGAAACCACAGGAGCAAACUACCCCAUGCUAGCGGGCAACGUCGCCGCCCUUCUCAGCCCUGUCGUCUUCUCGCCAGUCUUGACAUACCUCUUCGGCCCUCAGAAUUACGACUACGAAUCCAUGCGCGCCAUCCGCAAAGUCGAUGACUCGGAUGUCGCCGCGGCGGCGCACGUCGACCUCGAGCUCAUUCCCGGCGCUUCCAAUACAAACUCGUCCCCUUCACAGCAACAGCAAGAGGAAGAGGAAAUAAGAAAACUCAACAAAGCCGCAUUUAUUUCCCGCUGUCUCACAGUUGGCAUGGUAAUUUGUUUCUUGAUCCUCUGGCCUAUACCCAUGUAUGGCAGCGGGUACGUCUUCAGCAAGAAGUUCUUCACAGGCUGGGUUGUUGUGGGCAUCAUCUGGCUCUUUGGGACUGCGUUCGGGGUGAUUCUAUUCCCGCUCUGGGAGGGUAGGAGCAGUAUCAAAAGGGUUGGUAAGCUUAUGCUGCUCGAUGCGAUGGGAAGGCAGUGGAAAAGCAGUGCUCUGGUAGGCCAGGGAGACGAAGAGAGUGAAGAGUCUGGGUCUGGUGCUGUUACACCGAGCGAGAAGAUUGUUGCAAAAUGA